Molecule: messenger RNA, 699 nt
Organism: Dictyostelium purpureum
Lineage: Eukaryota; Evosea; Eumycetozoa; Dictyosteliales; Dictyosteliaceae
Exons: 1
Coding region: 1-699 (232 amino acids)
Source: RefSeq, a predicted model, not a curated record
AUGGAAAAUAAUAACAAUAAUAAUAAUAAUAAUAAUAAUAAUAAUAAUAAUAAUAAUAAUAAUAAUAAUAAUAAUAAUAAUAAUAAUAAUAAUAAUAAUAAUAAUAAUAAUGUUAACAAUAAUAAUAAUGUUAAUAAUAAUAAUAAUGUUAAUGAUAAUAAUAAUGUUAAUAAUAAUAAUAAUAAUAACAAUAAUACUAUUAAUCCAAUUAACUUUUUAAAAAGAAAAUUAGAUACUGCCAAUGAAGUUUCCGCACAUGCUAAUGAAGUUUCCACAUAUGACAUAAUGUCCGAGAUUGACUCACUUAUUAAACAAAAAGAAGAACAUCAUAAAGAAACUAUUGAAGCAUUCCAAGUACAUACAAAUAUUUUAAAUGAAAAAAUAAUAGAAGUACAAAACAAAACUCAAUCAAAAAAAAAUAAAAUGUGCCAAGUUGUUUCCGAAAUUUUCGACAAAUACCAAUUAGCAUCAAACGAGAUGAUUCAAAUAAGUGAAAUUCAUGCAAGAAAUGUUCAAAGAAAUGAAGAAUUAGAAUUUCAUUUAGGUUUACACAGACAACACGGUAUAAUUAUGAAAAAUAGAAACAAAGAAAUUAAGGAAGCCAUUAGAGCAAAUCUAUUAAGAAUAGAAAAUUUAAAGAGGGACAUUCAAUUAGAAGAAACUGCCAAAGAAAACUCUUAUGGCAGAAUGGAUGAAUAA